AAUACCUGUUGUGUUGUGUUGGUCUCGUGCUUAUUACCAGUCACGAUAUUUCCAAGAUGUCGUUUUUCGGUUCCAGUCCGUUCGUAACGCCCGUCGGGCAAAGGAUAGAGAGGGCCACCUCGGAGGGAUUAGCCUCCGAGGAUUGGGGCCUGAACAUGGAGAUCUGUGACAUUGUCAAUGAAACAGAGGACGGGCCCAAAGAUUCUGUCAAAGCCAUCAAGAAGAGGCUGAUGGGGAAUAAGAAUUGGAAAGAAGUCAUGUUUGCGCUCACAGUCUUGGAGACAUGCGUCAAGAACUGCGGCCACCGUUUCCAUGUCUUGGUCUGCAAGCAAGAAUUCGUCAAGGAGCUCGUCAAGAUCAUCCAGCCCAACAUGAACCCGCCCACAGUGGUCCAGGAGAAGAUCCUCAGCAUCAUCCAGUCCUGGGCCGACGCCUUCCGGGCCAAGCCCGACCUGCAGGGCGUGGUCAAGGUCUACGAGGAGCUCAAGCAGAAGGGCAUCGAGUUCCCCGCCACCAACCUGGACGAGCUGUCGCCGAUUGUAACUCCUCAGAGAGCAACACCAGAAGUGGACCCAGCCAGCAGGCGCCCGGCUCCGACCAGACAGAAUUCACAACCCCAGACGCAACCCCAGAUGCAACCCCAGAUGCAACCCCAGAUGACCCCCUACCCUCCCCAGCAGAGCCCCUACCCUCCCCAGCAGAGCCCCUACCCUCCGCAGCAGACCCCUUACCCUACGCAGCAGACCCCUUACCCUCCGCAGCAGACUGCCUAUCCCCAGUCCCCCCCUCUGAACACCGGACCGGUGGCCGUGGCUGCGCAGUCCCCUCCCCAGCCCGGCAUGGCCCCUCCGCAGCCCAGCGUGGCCCCUCCCGCGGCCGGCUUGGCUCCAGAGCAGCUUGCCAAGAUGAGGCGUGACCUGGAGGUCGUGUUGGGCAACGUCAGGGUCAUGUCGGAGAUGCUGACCGAGAUGGUGCCCGGCCAGGAGGAUCCAAACGACCUGCAGCUUCUACUGGAUCUGAACAAAACCUGCCGUGCAAUGCAGCAGCGUGUCGUGGAGCUGAUAAGCUCCGUCAACAAUGAGGAAGUUACAGGAGAACUACUGAGGGUGAACGAUGACCUGAAUAACGUAUUCGUCCGCUAUGAUCGCUUUGAGCGCUACAGACAGAGCCAGACCUCCCAGCAGCCGGCACCACAGAUGGGCAUCACGUCAAUGCCCCAGGCACCUCCACCGGCACAGACUAAUGAAAUGAACAGCGCUCCUCCGCCCUACCCUGCAUCCUCUUCCCCCGCCGCCCCACCGCCAGCCGCCGCCAACACGGCCACCCUGAUCGACUUUGGGGCGGAAGAUCCCGCCUCCGCCCCUAACACCUUUGCUUCGCCCGCCCCCGUCGCUGGCUCAGGGGACAUGAGCCAACAGAUGGCUGGUCUUGACAUAUCGGGAGGGACAAAUGCUGCCCCCGCUGCGCCCACAGACGAGUUUGACAUGUUUGCACAGAGUAGGCAGACCAGCUACACAGACAGUAGGAAAAGUGGCAGCACGUACCAAGACAUCCUGAAUUUGGACCAAUCGGGCGUGACGAUGGGUAACCUUGUCAAUGCCAGAGCCAACCCGUUCUCGGCUGCGCCAGUGGCUGAACCCGCACAGGACAUAGAACCUGAGCUAACGGAGGAGGGCCUCCCACCCAAUGUCGAUGUCGAUGAAAUGGAACAGUGGCUACAUGCCACAGAUCUGGAGAAGGAAAAUGAUGGACUCGCAGCUCAGAACACCAACAAUCAGACAGAUAAUGGAAUCACAAGUUCAGAAUUUGAUCAGUUUCUUGAGGCAAGGGCAAAGGCAGCUGACAAUCUCCCGGCCGGCCAGAUGAGUCAGUCCCACCAGAAUAAAAUGGAGGAUGCCGAGAACACCAUGUUUGCCUUAUAGAAGAUAUCGCUAUCAGACCAGACGGAUCCAACCAUUCCGAGAAAAAGGGGGUGAAGGGUGGUCAGCUUUGUGGUGGUCAGCUGAAUUUUUUUUUUGAAUUUUUUUUUCACCGUAGUGAAAAAAAAAAUGAAACACUAAAUUUAAAUGUACAUAAGGAGCAUGUGCAUUGAUGUAAAACUUUAAACAAGAAAAUGUGUACAUACAAAAAAAAUGUAGUAAUUUUCUCUUCACGCCAUCAUGCAGUUGUGAAAUUUUGUUACAAUAUCUGUCAUGCAUGAAUGUGUAAAAAAAAAUCAUAUCCAGCAGUGUAUUGUAAGAUACGAACCAAAUUAAGAAAUAUCGUCAUAUUCUACAUUGAUUUCAUUUCUUCUAUAUUCAGCUAAUCCAGAAACAUUUUAACAAUUCGAAGGGUGUUUCAGGCCAAAAGUGUCUGUUCCUGCAACGAUAUCUUUGUUUGGAUUUUGAAAAAAAAUAAAAAUAAAACAAAAGCAUCAAAUGUGUUUAAUAGUAAUGAAAAUAUAUUUGACGCAUGCACUGGUGAUAUACACAUGUGAUGUACAUGUAUGUGUUUUAUUUUAUAGAAUAGCGCAAAUUUUAAGUCGAGUUAUUUCUUUAAUUUGUCAAAAAAUGGAUAAGUGAUUAUGUUUUCUUGACUUGUGUAUAUAUUUCAUCGAAAAGUGUUUUUGGGGUAGCAGUUUCGGUAAAAGUUUACUUUCGGACUCUGUUCUAAUAAAAGAACAAAAAACUGGGUUAAGAAAAUCGCAUUUUCUACCAGAAACGCUUUUCAAAAUUACAAAAACUAUUAUGACUUUAGAUUUAAAAGAUUUCUUUAGGUUUUUGCAGUCAUUCGAAAUGCUAAAACCAUGUCGGAACUUAAUAAAAAAUUGAAAGGUCCUAAAGUACACUUUUACUGGAAGUUUGUUGUGCAUAAAUUUAUGAAACUGGUGGCAUUUACGAAACAAAAGGACCCCUGAAUAGCGCCCCCUAUAGGUGGAUAAAAGUAGUUGAAACAGUGUUCUAGAGAACUGAUAAUCUCGCGCUUAAAAAUAUUGCAAAUUUCAAGUGUACAUUUUUAAAUGAAAAUGUUAGUAAAUUGCAUGAAGCUAUUCUUAGUCAUAUCACGUUUUCAAAACCAGAUAUAAACACGCAACAUUUAUUGUGUCUUUAUAAAUUAUGAAUAUUAUUUUUAUAUGAUUCUUCAAAUUUAUUGAGAUAAAAAAAAAAAACAGGUGUUUUACUGCAACUCCUUAUAGUUCCCUUCUCCGCUUGUAUAUAAAAAAGGAAAUAAACAAACUCGGAAUUAUUCCGAUCAAAAUCUAAAAUCAAAAUAUAUGUAGGUUCUAGAGAUGUUGAAUUGUUUUUCUGUCUAAUGAUGUAUAACUUUAUGAACUAGUGAAUUUUUUUUGUAAUAUUUUUUUUUUAAGAAGAGUUUAUAAGAAGGUAGGCCUAUGGUUUAUCUUGAGUAGAUAACCAAUUUUUUUUAUUCAAGGAGUACCAAAGGCAAGAAAAGUGUGUUUGAAGGAAAUUUUGAAAUUUAGUGAAAAUGAAAAAAUCUACAAUUUUGUUGCACUAAACAGCGUUAAGCUCUGGUUUGGGUGAUGUACACAAGCUGUUAUAUAUGGAGCAGACAUUGAACUAAAGUAAGGCAAACAUUGAACUAAAAGUAAGGCACCUAAUAUUUCCUUCAACGGACAGUCAGUUUUAUUGUUCAUUUGGUCAAUGUGUCGGUCUCUUGGUUGGUCUUUCAGCUUGUCUGUCUGUGGGUUGCCGGUUGUUGGUUUUUUUAGCACUGGGAGUCAGUUAUUCGAUUCUUUUUUUCUUUCCCGAACUUUGGCAUUGCACACAAAAGUGGCCAUGAAUACUUAAUGUACAAACAAGCAGUGCAUGUACACUUGUGCGUCUAGAAAUAUAACUAAAGCAGUGACACUCUGUAUGAUCAAUUUUAUGCAGUAUCUUCUAAACAUUUAUGCUGUUAAAGAACUAUCAUUGUCACAUUAAACUUCUUUGUUUUCACCUAAAUUACUAAUUUGUUGGUGCCCCGAUGUAAUUUACAUCAUCUUCAGCAUACCAGCAUCCAUAGUUUAGUUUAAAACGUUCCCGUAGUGAAUUUUGUUUUUUUAAUUUUUUUGGAAAAUAGGCACCCUCUCAAGUUAAGAUUUUGCCAAGAAAAAAAAUAGGAGAAAUUGCUAUGCUGUAAGUAAAAUGAGAUUUUGAAACACAGAUAUUGUAUUUUCUUGAUUUACUUUUACUCAGACUUUCUUCAUUUACGAUCAUGAGACUGGUUUUAUUAAGACUUACACCGAUUUACUUAAAGGGGCUAAAUACCGAGGUGCGAAUUAAUUCAUGGACGCAUUAUGGUGUACACGCAUUAGCCUAUUACAAUUACUUGUAUCACAGCAAUGCAAAUAAACAAGAUAUAAAAUGCAAGUAAAGCACAAAGA
Molecule: messenger RNA, 4363 nt
Organism: Patiria miniata (bat star)
Lineage: Eukaryota; Metazoa; Echinodermata; Asteroidea; Valvatida; Asterinidae
Product: TOM1-like protein 2
Exons: 15
Coding region: 57-1922 (621 amino acids)
Biological process (GO): signal transduction
Cellular component (GO): endosome; membrane
Molecular function (GO): ubiquitin binding; clathrin binding; phosphatidylinositol binding
Source: RefSeq, a predicted model, not a curated record